UUACUAUUUUACAGUUUUUGAUUAAUUAAUAAAUUACUAUAUAUUCUGCCUUCUAAUAUUGUUGAAAGAUCUGUACUUAUUCUACAUUUAAAAUGUCGAAGUACGUAUUUGCAUUUGCACUGCUGCUGUGCUCUCCACUUUUGGUAUACGCACAAUUUCCCCGGGCCUGCGCAACGCUGGAAGCUAUUCUAUCCCACGAGUGCUGCCCAGAACUGGCAGGAACAGGAUCGUCUUGUGGAGAACUGGAAGGACGGGGAAGCUGCCAAGAUAUCACGAUCGAUGAUUUGCCACACGGUCAGCAAUACGUGCUUGUCGGUAUUGACGAUAGAGAACGUUGGCCUGAACGCUUCUUUAACAGAUCGUGCGUUUGCAAUGGAAACUUCGGAGGAUUCGACUGCUCUGGGUGCAAGCCAGGCUGGGAGGGCGACGACUGUCUUACUCGUAGAGCGCCAGCCGUUAGGCAGAACAUUAUGAACAUGACUGCCGAAGAACGUAAUGUGUUUCUGGAUAUUCUGGAUCUUUCUAAGACAACACCUCAUCCGGAUUACGUUGUAGCUCAAGACCAUUACAGAAAUCUUCUCGGGGAAAACGGAACUGAACCAAACUUCACCAACAUCUCAAUCUACGAUUUGUUCGUGUGGGUGCAUUACUACUCUGUGCGUGACACUCUCCUCGGACCUGGCCAAGCUUACACAGCUAUUGACUUCUCCCACGAAGGCCCAGCGUUUCUUACAUGGCACAGAAUGCAUUUGUUGGGUCUUGAAAACGAUUUGCAAGAUCUCUCCGGUGACCCAACAUUUGCCCUGCCAUACUGGGAUUUCGCAAUCGGAGGGACAGAAUGUGAUGUUUGCACUGACGAACUUCUCGGAGGGCAAGAAACAACGGAUCCGACGCUUCUGGGAUCAAACUCUCGCUUCGCUGACUGGGAAGUUGUUUGCCUGAGCUUAGACUGGUUCAACGACAACGUAAAACUGUGCAACGGAACUAACGAAGGGCCGAUCCGACGCAAUCCUGGUGGUAACAUUGAUCGUCCAGCAGUUCAAAGUCUUCCAGUCCCAGAGGAUGUGGCAGAGUGCCUAAAAGUUGCCGAAUAUGACACAUUUCCUUACUUUUCCGAUUCCGACAAAAGUUUCAGAAACGCUCUUGAAGGUUACUCGGAUGUUGAUGGCGAAUUUGAAGUGGGAGUACGAACACUGCACAACCUUGCGCAUCUGUUUCUCAACGGUACAGGAGGAAUGACUCAUGCCUCCGCAAAUGAUCCGAUCUUCGUCCUCCUCCACACAUUUACUGACGCAAUCUUCGAGGAGUGGAUGUUAAGGUCCAACGCUACAGUGACAGACUACCCGACGCAAGAUGCUCCAAUAGGGCACAACUUGGACUUCAACAUGGUGCCGUUCUUCCCACCAGUUACCAACCGCGACAUGUUCGUUCCUUCCGACCAGUUGGGCUACAGUUACGCGGUGCAGUUCCCCGAAACGGCCGCUAGCGAAACUGCCCCAUCUUUCGUGUGGGCAAUUGUGGGCGUCUCGUGUUUCGUAAUCUUGGCCGCAUUCUUUAUUAUGGUUGUGAAUGUGGUAAAGAAGCAUAGACAACGUGUUCGGGAUGAAAAUCUCUACCAAAGUUUAAUCACAGAGGACUCCAACAAAGGGAUCCAUUACACUGCGUAACGUCAUGACCGGUUACGUUACAUUUCGAAAUGACGUCAGUUUAGUUACGUCACAAAUUUAAAAUAAGAACGACUCCGGAAAGCUUCCUGCAAUGUGUUUGAGUACAAUAGAACGUGCUGUCUUAUAUAGUGUGACAAUUUGUGUGUUGUGAUAUAUAAUAAAACUCAAUUUGCAAUA
Molecule: messenger RNA, 1844 nt
Organism: Ciona intestinalis (vase tunicate)
Lineage: Eukaryota; Metazoa; Chordata; Ascidiacea; Phlebobranchia; Cionidae
Product: 5,6-dihydroxyindole-2-carboxylic acid oxidase-like
Molecular function (GO): oxidoreductase activity
Source: RefSeq, a predicted model, not a curated record